This is a messenger RNA of Purpureocillium takamizusanense, 3243 nucleotides long. RefSeq lists its product as uncharacterized. The record is from RefSeq and is a predicted model, not a curated record. Bases 974 to 2668 code for a protein of 564 amino acids. The transcript is spliced from 7 exons. Gene Ontology annotation, biological process: transmembrane transport. Gene Ontology annotation, molecular function: transmembrane transporter activity. NCBI's taxonomy places the organism in Eukaryota, Fungi, Ascomycota, Sordariomycetes, Hypocreales, Ophiocordycipitaceae.
GCGAAAGCCGUUGCCCAGGCCAGGCCAGGCCAGGCCAGGCCGGGGAGGACAAGCCUAGCCCGAGAGCCCUGUCACCGCCCCCCCCAUCCGGCAGCCCAGCCCACCGUCCCCUGUCGAGCCGGCGGCGGCGGCGGUGAUGAUGAUGACGAUGAGGCAGCAGAAGCAAUGCUCGACCCGGCCAGCCAAAGCGGUAGGUACCUGAGCGGUACAAGCUGCGCCUUCAGCCUUGGCCCGCCCGACAGACAGGGGGGGAGGGGAGGAGGGGGGUUCACCCAGGAGGACCCCUCCCCUUUCGGCUCAGCAGGUCUGUUCCCAUCUUGCACUACUGCCGCCAUUGAAGUCACUACCUACGUACUACGUACUGUACAUACUGCUGUGGUGCUCGUCGCUCACAGGCACGCAGGCGCGCACCCCCUCCCCUCCCCUCCACUCCCCUUCUCCUCGUCCGCCCGCCGCGUUUCCUGCUAGGCAAGGCCAGCCGUUGCCCGCGCGCCGCCCCAGGUCCAAUUGCCCCACGCACGGCCCAAUGUCGUGUCCCCGGUCCUGGGGUUUUGGUUUGGGUGGUGGGAGCCAACUUCGCCGCAUCGUCUUGCUUUGUCGCAGGCCAGGCCCAAGUUUCUGUUGUAAGAGGUCAAGAUCUGGCUCCAGGUCACCGCCCCGUUCCUAAUCUGGUGCUAAACUUUUGCCCAAAGGGUACCAAGAAUAUGGGGCCGGUCACUCGGUAUGCCGGGGGGAAGGGGGGGGUGCGCGCCCAGCAUCACGCUCUUCCUUUUCUUGUCACUUUUCUUUGGCUUGCUCGCUGGGCUGGACGAGUAUCGACUCAUCAGUCAGUCACUCAGUCACUCAAGGUGGUCACCGUUCCCUUUGCUCGCCAAAGUCGAUUGGCUCCCGCUUGCGGUGCCUUUGGCCACAGCUUGCCCUGGCACAGACGCCUAUCCCAAGCUAGCCGCUCUUGCGUUGCGCCAGUGUCACCAUGAGGAGACAGACGUCGCCCGCGGCAAGCCGCCACGACAAAGAUGGCAGCCAAACGCACCCCUUCCCGACCAAGCAGAUGUUUGUGCUCGCGUGUUGCAGGAUAUGUGAACCAAUCGCCUUCAUGUCCAUCUUCCCCUACAUCUACUACAUGAUCGAGGACUUCCACAUCACCGACGACUCCAGCAAAAUCUCCGUCUACGCCGGCAUGGUCACGUCCGCCUUCACGCUGGCCGAGUUUGCUACCGGUGUCAUGUGGGGUCGGCUCAGCGACAAGAUUGGACGCAAGCCGGUCCUUCUGACGGGCCUCUUGGGCACGGCGCUGAGCGUCCUCGUCUUCGGCUUCGCCCCGAGCCUGCCGGUGGCCCUGUUUGCGCGGGCCCUGGGUGGCCUCUUGAACGGGAACAUCGGAGUGCUCCAGACGACGGUUGCUGAGUUGGUCACAUUCAAAGAGCAGCAGCCUCGGGCCUACACCAUCAUGCCCAUGGUCUGGUGCAUUGGAUCCAUCAUUGGGCCCAUGAUUGGCGGAGCCCUGGCGCGACCCUGCAUCAGCUACCCCGACUUGUUCCCCCGCGGCACCAUCUGGGAUCGGUACCCCUACCUGCUGCCCAACCUCUUCAGCGCCGCGACCGUCUUCGUUGGUCUCGUGAUCGGCUUGUUGUUCCUCGAGGAGACGCAUGUGGAGAAGAAGCUCCAGAGAGACCGUGGCCGCGAGCUGGGAACCCGGGUCACGUCCCUAUUCCAGCGAGCCGCGGUGUGCCAGUGCCGCGGACGGCCCGCGGAGAAGCAGGCCCUGCUCGCGAGCGACGGCUUGACCGGCUACGAUACGUCGGAUGUGGCCUGCUCGGCGCGCAUAACCAUGAUAGAUGUCGACGAGCCGCUGCCCAAGUACCAAAGCUGGGAGAACUCUCCUAAGCUGGCUCCCCAGACCGAUGCAGGCGAGCCCAUGGGCAUCUCUGCCGCCGCGAGACCCAAGACGAAGGUCUUCACCAAGCCUGUCAUCAUGAACAUCAUCUCAUACGGCAUCCUCGCCUUUCACACCAUGACUUUUGACCAGCUCUUCCCGGUAUUUCUCAGCACCUCCCCGCCAGAGCAUCGCGUUGUCGAGCUGCCCUUCAAGUUUGUCGACGGCUUCGGGCUCGAGACCAAGACCAUCGGUGUCAUCAUGUCUAUCCAAGGAGUAUACUCGCUCCUCUCCAACUACUUCAUCGUCCCGUCGGUGAUGCGACGGCUAGGGUCGCUUCGCCUGUUCCGGCUCUUAGCCUUUUCGUACUUUUCGCUCUAUCUCGUAACUCCUUACCUCGUCCUGCUCCCGGGAAACUUGCGCAUGCCGGCAGUCUACCUGCUGGUCAUCUGGAAGUGCACCUACGCGACCAUGGCGUAUCCGAGCAAUGCUAUUCUCCUCGCCAACGCGGCGCAGUCCAAGCAGGUGCUCGGAACCAUCAACGGCAUCGCCGCGUCCACGGCGAGCCUGUGCCGAGCACUCGGCCCUACGCUCUCCGGCUUUCUCUAUGCCAUCGGGCUGCAGUCAGGCUACACGGGACUGGCUUGGUGGUUUAGCGGCUUGAUCACGAUUGUCGGAGCCUACCUGAGCUCGCAAAUCACCGAAGGCGAGAUGCAGGACGCCCCCACUGGGACCCAGGAGCAGUCGCUGCUUGACUCGUCCCUCCUUUACGAUGAGGACGAGGCCGUAUAGUCGGUCGACGUUCAGUUUAUGCGACGACGACACGAGAGAAAAGUACAAACACGCUAUUCGCAACGAUUCCCGCAUCUUCUCAUCCUUUAUUCUGUCGAUUUAUAUCCGGUUUAAUUCAUGACUUGGGCACAUAAUACCCCCUUUUUCUUCGAUUCGCCUGCGGCAGCUGGGAAGGCGUUGAUUCGGCAAUUAGAGGGGAACUGAGUUUUCGUGCUUCUGUUUGUCACUUUUUACAUGUUGGGUUUUUCUUCCUUUCUUAAUUUUGGGUUGUACCUGCAUAGACUACAUCUUGGCCGGCCAGGCGGAUUGGCAGGGCGUCGUCGAGCCAGGACGCAUUACGAUUCCUGUCUCCUGAGACUCGACUGAUUUUAUCGCUUUGGAUGGGCUUGCUUUGGGGCAUUAUUAGGAAGAUUAAGAAGAAGAAGAAGAAGAACGACAAAGGGCGGUGGCGACACUGCAUCAAGCGGGAAGAGGAGGGGACAUGGGGGAAUCCGGACGGACGGACGGGCGCCAACGACGACGCUGACCAGGCGCAUCUGAUGCGAGCCAUAAACUGUAACGUCGGAUACCGAGCC